Molecule: messenger RNA, 4466 nt
Organism: Cavia porcellus (domestic guinea pig)
Lineage: Eukaryota; Metazoa; Chordata; Mammalia; Rodentia; Caviidae
Gene: Lpin3
Product: lipin 3
Exons: 20
Coding region: 394-2940 (848 amino acids)
Biological process (GO): fatty acid catabolic process; cellular response to insulin stimulus; triglyceride biosynthetic process
Cellular component (GO): nucleus
Molecular function (GO): transcription coactivator activity; phosphatidate phosphatase activity
Source: RefSeq, a predicted model, not a curated record
CACCCUGCUGGUGGAAGGGGCGGAGCCGAGCGCUCACCCAGUCCCGGGGGAGGCGGAAGCGCUGGCCCAGCGCGCUCACCUGUCGGAGCCGUGCGCACAGGUAGAGGCGGCCGCUCCGCGUCUGGAUCCGGCGGGCAGCCUCCCAGAUGUGGGGAUCAGCAGUUGGAGAAGGAAACCUGCUGUCCAGCAGCCCCACAGGAGGCCGGUAGGUGAGCCAGGGCUAGACCUUUGUCUUUGGAACAUCUCACAUCCCACGGCUGUGUACGCAGAGGCAUUCUACUCAGCCAGGAUACAGCAUAAACCGUGGCGUCUGGAUGACCAGGCUGCAGAAGGGUGAGCCCUCUAAGGGGGAGUCUUCGUCUUCAGCGCUGCCUCUCUCUGCCACAACCAGCCAUGAACUAUGUGGGGCAGCUGGCAGAGACGGUGUUCGGGACGGUGAAGGAGCUGUACCGGGGCCUGAACCCUGCCACACUCAGCGGAGGCAUUGACGUGCUGGUGGUGAAGCAAGUGGACGGCUCCUUCCGGUGCUCGCCCUUCCAUGUCCGGUUUGGCAAACUGGGCGUCCUGCGGUCUCGGGAGAAGGUGGUAGACAUUGAGAUCAAUGGGGAGCCGGUGGACUUGCACAUGAAGCUGGGGGAAAAUGGGGAGGCCUUCUUUGUCCAGGAGCUGGAGAGCGAUGAGGAGGAGGUGCCCCCCCGCCUGUGCACCUCACCCAUCCCUUGGGGGGGCCUGUCUGGCUUCCCCUCAGACUCCCAGCUUGGCACAGCCAGUGAGCCUGAGGGCCUUGUCAUCGUGGGGCGAAAGAAAAAGCGUCGAAGGAAGAAAUCCAGGCGAAAGGAAGAUGCAGUAGCAACUGAGUCUAGUUCUGAGGAGCUGGAAGCUGGAGCUGAGGGUGAAUUGUCCCCACUGAGAAAGCUGAAGCCAGAGUCCCCAGGUGCUCAGUUGGAAGAGGAGUCCUCACUGCAGUCCAAAGAUAUCUACCCCUACUCUGAUGGCGAGUGCCUCCCCCAGGACAGCCUCUCAUCAGGUGGGCUCAUAUUCCCUAAGAGUGACUCAGAGUUGGAGCUGCGGACACUGGAAUCCAGUCCCUUGAGAGCUGAGUCCCACAUGCAGUGGGCCUGGGGGAGGCUGCCUAAGGUGGCCAAAGCGGAGCAGCCUGAGUCCUCGGUGGUCCCUGUAAGUGGCAUUGGAGCAACCACUCCUCUCCAGAGAGAACCGAGCACCUCUUCCCCCUCUGUGGCUGGCCUGAGCCCUUUGGGACCUAAAAUCCCACAAACAAGGGACAGCGAUAACUUGCUUCAGGCGGAUAUGGAGUCCCCCUGGAGGAAAACUCUGGUGGAUCCCCCUCAACCCUCCCCAAAGGGUAAAGAAACAAAGGCUCAGAGCUCCAAGGAUGCAAACCUUCCUCCUGCUUCUAAAUCAUGGAACUGGGCCACUCUGGAGGCCCCUGUUCCCCCUGGGCAGCCAGAAGUCUCCAGGGGGAAAGGCUCUUUGAAGAAAAGCCAGCACUUGGGCCACAGUGACAUCUACCUGGAUGAUUUAUCCUUCCUAGACUCUGAGGAUGCAGCUCUUUACUUCCCUCAAAGCAACUGUGGGCUGGGAGCUAGGAGGUGGAGUGAACCCUGCAGCCAGAAGCUCCUGGGGAACCCCAGCUCUGAACAUGUACCAGAAUCCACGCCCGACUCAGCCAGCGUCAUAGCACUGUCCCUCUGUGGUGGAUUGGCUGACAGCCGGAACAUAUCCCAGGAGAAAUUCAACCAGCACAUCGUCUCCUACCAGGAUCUCACCAAAAACCCUGGGCUCCUGGAUGACCCAAACCUAGUGGUGAAAAUCAAUGAGAAGCACUAUAACUGGGCUGUGGCUGCCCCCAUGGUCCUCUGCAUGCAAGCUUUCCAGAAGAACCUACCCAAGAGCGCCGUGGACAAGCUGGAGAAGGAGAAGAUGCCUCGGAAGGGUGGACGGUGGUGGUUUUCCUGGCGACGAAGGGAUUUCUCAGCAGAGGAGCAUGGUGUCCACAGGGAGAACUCGACAGCCAGGGAGCAGCAGGGGGAGAAGACUGAAGUCCUAAGCAGUGAUGAUGAUACCCUAGACAUCCCUGUGAUCCUGGAGGCCCUCUCCCCACCACCUUCAACCCCAGCCUACACUCCAACCUACAAGAAGUCCCUCCGUCUCUCUUCUGAUCAGAUUUGGCGCCUGAACUUGCAUGAAGGUGCCAAUGAUGUGGUCUUCAGUGUGACCACCCAGUACCAGGGCACCUGCCGCUGCAAGGCCACCAUCUACCUGUGGAAAUGGGACGACAAGGUGAUCAUCUCUGACAUCGAUGGCACCAUUACCAAGUCGGAUGCUCUGGGUCACAUUCUGCCCCAGCUGGGGAAAGAUUGGACACAUCAAGGCAUCAUUAGUCUCUACCACAAAAUCCACCUAAAUGGGUACAAGUUCCUCUACUGCUCCGCGCGGGCCAUCGGCAUGGCUGACCUCACCAAGGGGUACCUGCAGUGGGUGAGCGAGGGUGGCUGCGGCCUCCCCAUGGGCCCCAUCCUGCUGUCUCCCAGCAGCCUCUUCUCCGCCUUCCACAGGGAGGUGAUUGAGAAGAAGCCAGAGGUAUUCAAGGUCGCCUGCCUGAGUGACAUCCAGCAGCUCUUUCUGCCCCAUGGCCAGCCCUUCUAUGCUGCCUUUGGAAAUAGACCCAAUGAUGUCUUUGCCUAUCGACAGGUAGGCCUACCUGAAUCUCGAAUCUUCUCAGUCAAUCCCCGGGGAGAACUCAUCCAGGAGCUCAUGAAAAACCACAAAUCCACGUAUGACCGGCUUAGUGAGGUGGUUGAGCUCUUCUUUCCACCUGUGGCCCGAGGCCCCAGCACAGACCUGACCAACCCCGAGUACAGCAACUUCUGCUACUGGCGGCAGCCACUGCCUGCUGUGGACCUUGAUGCCCUGGUUUGAGCCACCCCUGGCAGCCCCUCCCUGCUGCCUGCUCUGGGACUGGGUGUCUAGAGGUGCAAAGGGUUGGGAAGCCAGUUGCAAUAGGUUCUAGAUCGCAGUGUGGUCUCGACCUGUAGCAUGCUACUGCCUGGCAUACUGGCACACUCCUGUAAUCCCAGCUGUUUGGGAGGCUGAGACAGGAAGAUUGCAAGUGAGUUCAGCCUGGGCAAUUUAGUAAGACCUUGUCUAAAAAAAGGGUGCCAGGCUUGGUGAUGCACCCCCUUAAUCUCGGCACUCAGGAGGCUGAGGCAGGAGGAUUGUUGUAAGUUCAAGACCAGUUUGGGCUGCAAAGUGAGCUCAAGGCCAGCCUGCAUUACAAUACUGUCACAAAAAAAGUUUGAAGAUAUAUCUUAGCAAGUAUAAGACCCUAAAUUCCAUUUCCAGCACUGAAAAAGCAAAGACUUUGUCACCUAAGCCCUUCCAGGGUUUGUGUUUGAUGUGUCUGUCAUUCCCGCCACUCUGGGACUUGACCUCAGCUCAACAGGUUAGAGAGAAGAAUGCCCUGCUAAGACUUGAGGCCCAUAUGCACAGGGAAGAGAGUGUCAGUGGCAGCAGGGCAAGGCUGAGUGCCAUCAGGAAAGAACACGGCGCUCAAGUCAUACUCUUCUGGGACCCUGUACUCUGAAAAGCAACUCCUCCAUACCCCUGCCCCCAGCUCCUAAGCCAGGCAGCCCUGCUUCCCCUCAGUGUGCCCUGGUAACAGCCCCAAGUCUGGAUGCUCCAGGGAGCCUCUGAAAUCAGGGAGAGAGACUCGGGUCCCAUGAGGACUGAGGGAAUGUGGCUUCUGCUUGCCCCACUGAUGCCUGGGCCCUGCCCCAAUCCACUUAGCAUGUUCCUUAAGGGCUCAGACUCAAACCUGGCCAUGGCAGGUGGUGUUUGCUGACCACUUCAGAGAAGUGCAGUGUGCAGCUGCUGAGAGGUCUCGUCUGAGGUGCAGGGCAACACCCCCAGCAGCCUUCCCUCACACUGCCUUUGAUGAAAAAAUAACACCUGUAGACUGGCUGAAAGCUUUAAUCCAGAUCCUGCCCUCCUCCCACAGCACCAGAGUGGAGGGCAUAGCACCAAAUGUUCAGAAACCAGAAGGCAGGGCUGUGGGGUCCUGCCAAGGACACAGGAGGCCCAAGCGACUGUGAGGGAAACCAGGGCUGACAGCCUCAGUACAGGUGGGAACUGCACGGGCCUCAGGAACACUUGCAUUUUUCCAUUUGUGCCUUGGUGGUUUCAUACCUGAAUUUCUUACCACUUUGUGAUCAUCUUGGCAGGACUGGGGUUUUGUAAGGGUGUUAAAAGCAAGGCCUGGCCCCUUUUUCUCCAGCUAUGGCUUUCUCAGGGUCUGGCUUCUUUUAGGCUACACUUAGGACAGAGGUACUGACCUGGGGAAACAGAAGUGAUUUUUUCCCCAACUAGGAAGAAGAGGACCGGUGCCCUGAAAAUGUCUUUGGGAAAGGAAAAAAAUAAACUGGGGUCUCCAGAUUGUCUAGAUCUAA